This is a messenger RNA of Drosophila pseudoobscura, 950 nucleotides long. RefSeq lists its product as uncharacterized. Lineage: Eukaryota; Metazoa; Arthropoda; Insecta; Diptera; Drosophilidae. The record is from RefSeq and is a predicted model, not a curated record. The coding region runs from base 309 to 866 and encodes 185 amino acids. The transcript has 2 exons.
GACGUGUGUGCAAAUAAUCAAACAAACCAAACUAAAAAUCACCGCGUCGGUCGUGCAAUACCCUGUCUGCAGCUACAUAUAUACAAGAGGAGAGUACAGCACCUGGAAUUUCCUAUCUUCCCAAGAGGUUCGUCGGUCGUCGAGGAUGUCCGCAACGCGUGAACUGCGACAACGCGACAAAUUUCGUCGGAGCAAGUCGCCACUUCAGCGAACUGCGGAGGAAGAUAGAGGCGGAAGCGGACGCGAUACGCGAAUUUGCGUCAAGAAGCGGGUGCGAGUUUGCCUUCAUACCGCCUCGUGAACCGCACAUGGGCGGACUUUGGGAGGCCGGUGUGAAGUCUGCCAAGGGCCUACUCCUACGGGCAGUCGGAAGCGCUCUCCUCACCGCAGAGGAGCUGGAGACCGUGCUGGUCGGAAUCGAGGCGGUACUCAACUCGCGCCCGCUAGGACCCCUAAGCCCAGACCCAAGCGACGGAGACGCGCUGACUCCCGGGCACCUGCUGACAGGCGGGCCGCUCAUCGCACCCCCAGCACCCAGGACCCCGGACCAGGAGGGUCUGAGCUGCUUAAAGCGAUGGCGGCUUGUCUCGUCAGCCAGGCAAAUGUUCUGGCAGCGAUGGUCCCGGGAGUAUGUGCUGGGAUUACAAAUAAGAUUCAAGUGGCACCAGGAGGAGCCAAACAUAAAGGAAGGCGACCUCGUAAUCGUCGCCGAAGACAACCUGCCCCCUCAACAGUGGCUCCUCGGAAGGGUGGUCGGAACAACCGCCGGGCAGGACGGAAGGGUCAGAGUGGUCGAGCUAAGGACGAGCAGCGGAGCCACGUUCAGGAGGCCGAUACACAAAUUGGCGCUUCUGCCAAUGGUUUGAAGCCUUCCAGGCCUUCAACGGGGCCGGUGUAGCGCCAUUUGAAUAAUAAUAAUUGUUAUUAGGAUAGUAUUUCAUGAAGUCCAG